CGGAUUGUCAUUGAAUGGCUUGAUUUUGAUUGUCUAGUCUUUUCUCUGUUUUAUGAGGUUAAAUUGUGUUGAUUAAACCAUUAGAUAAUGUCGGCCGCAUCAGAUGAAUUAGUUCUACUAGAGAGAGUCUUCUUAAGGAUCGGUUCAGCGGAUACUGAUGAACAGCUUGAGCAACUCCUGAACAAGUUUUUACCUCCAGUUUUGUUGAAGCUCUCAAGUACCCAGGAGGAUGUUAGAAAAAAGGUAAUGGAGUUGCUAACACAUAUCAACAAAAGGGUGAAAACCCGUCCUCAGAUUCAACUUCCUGUGGAGGCUCUGCUGGUGCAGUAUCAGGACCCGUCUGCCAGUGUCUUUUUGACUAAUUUUACAAUUAUCUACAUAAAGAUGGGAUUUCCUAGAUUACCAAGUCUAAAGCAAGCUGAGCUCAUUACUUCUGUCCUGAACUCAUUGCACAAUAAACCUCAAGCUCAUCAAGAAAGUUUAUUACUGUUGGUGGUCGCAGCUCUUCAGCAUGUUCAGUGGCCGUCGGACCCAGCCAAGCGACAAGCUAUGUUCAACCUUAGUGAGAAAACGACUACAAAAAAGUUGCUCUUACAUAUGAUUCACGAUGUUCUUCUGAUGCCUUAUGGAUCUGGAAAUGUACCUCCAGCACCUCCAGGAUUAAGCCUCUACAUUUAUGACAAAAUAACUACGGAUCUUGGUACAUCAUUGACCCCUGACUAUUUGGAACAGCUGAAAUCAGGUGUGGUCAAGUUCCUCUCAAGUGACGUACUGUCCGAUGGUGAGACGCUGUGUCCACUGAUAGUCGGAGCCGCAGACGCUAGAUAUCCAGUUACCAACUCUGCUGAGCUCCAGCUACGCAAGAUCAUGGGGAGUAUAAACUGGGAGAGUGCUGCUGUAUUGGCUCCACUGUACUCCGUGUAUCUAGGCAGCAAGGACGGAGCUGCAGAGAACCAUCGGGAGCCAGCCAGCACUCGGUUGCGACUCAAACUGCUGCCUUAUCUGUGCAAGGCUCGAAAACAAGGCAUACUGUGGCCGGCCAGCAUCAGGGUGCUGUUUGACUCACUGUUUGGGGAAAACACUCACGCAAAACUCAAAGCCCAAGCUUUACAAUUCUGCUCUGUCAUCAUACAACAAGUGAGUGCAGCUCAGUUGAGUGUUGUGGCCAAGGUGAUAUUGACAUCAGGACUGAUGAAGCUGAUAUCAGAGCCUGACACAGAGCCCUCCCUCAAGCAGCAAGCCUACCUCAUCUCUGGCCAGCUGGUCAGCAAAGUGCCAUCACUGGUCAAGCAGGAUCUCAGUCUGUUGCAGUCACUGUUCUCAGUAUUGUGUCAGGAGGAAAACAAUGAUGUGCGUAUGGCUGUGAGAGAGGCUCUGCUCACAAUGGCGUCUGCAUUCUCUGUAGACACAGCUGAUCAACAGCUGUUACUGGCUCUGCUGACUACGCAGGUAGAGUCACCCUCCCCGGCCGCUCGUCUGGUAGCUGUCAGAUAUCUAGCCACUGUGUUCCCUCAGACACACGCACUCAGUAGAGUCUACCUGCUUAUAGCUACUGGGGACAGCCAGGAAGAGAUCUCAAGUGAAGCGCUCAAGUCUCUGUAUGGUGCCGGGUACAAGCUGAGUUCCGAAAGCAAAGGUGAUUCGGCUGCAGAAGUCAAGUUCCCCGACUUUGUGGAGAUGACGUCCGUAAUGCUGGAUAAAGCCAACACCAGAGAACAGAACAUAAACACCAGGCUUAUUGUCAAGAACCAGAAACUGGCUUUCAACUUGUCUGCUUACACUCAGAUUGUCACAUAUCUGUCACUAUGCUUGGCUGAGAAGUGUGGGAUCAAAACAAAUUGCCAGAGACUUCAACAUCCGUUGGACUCCACUGUCCUGCUCGGAGAAUACCUCAGAGAACUGCACGCCAAACAGAGACAGUUACUUCUUACCUACGUCGCGUUUGUGUUCAAACUAGUUAAAGCGGACACAGGGGUAGUACCAGUAUCUUGCCUGUUAGAGUUGGUAGGAGCAAUACCAGAGCUUUUGGCCACUAACUUCACCCAGGAACUUCCUUGGUUUAAGAAACUGCUGAGCGACUCCAGAGAAGACCUGAGGGACGUGGUGGCACAACUGUACGGCUGUGUGGCUGGUUUCACUGGUGCCAACGUCAGUGAGCUAUCAGCUGUUCUAUCAGCUGACAACAAGGACCUUGAGACAGUCCACGGUCAUCUUUUGGCCACUGGCUACACUGUGGAGAGGACUGUGGUGUGUCAGGGCAAUGUCAACAGUCAGCAGUACGAAACACCCGUCCGUACACUUGUGUCUUUCUUGGACCACAGCAAUGUGAUGGUGGUAGGAGCUGCCUGCACGGCCCUGGCAGAGAUAGCCAGAGUGUUGCCGCUGCCUCUAGAAGACACCAAGACUAACAGUCUACAGACGCCAGGGCUACAGGAUGUCGUGGACAAGCUGCUUGAUAACAUCACAUCAACCAAACUCACAUCCAAGGUUAAGGAAAGAUCAUGUAGAGCGACUGGAAUGCUUUGUUUAUCAGACAAAUUCUCUCUAAGGCAGAAGAUUAUAGACUUUUUCCUGGACAAUGCUAAAGAGAUCAAGGAUGUGGAAAUACAACUGAGUGUAGGAGAGGCAUUGGUGUGUUGUGUGCUGGGUCCUGCAUCUCCUCUCAGACAUGACCUGUGGACAGGAGUGAGGGCAGCAGCAGUGACUGGCUAUGACCCUGAGCCUAUGUGUGCAAUCAAGGAUGUGGAGAUACAACUGAGUGUAGGAGAGGCAUUGGUGUGUUGUGUGCUGGGUCCUGCAUCUCCUCUCAGACAUGACCUGUGGACAGGAGUGAGGGCAGCAGCAGUGACUGGCUAUGACCCUGAGCCUAUCAAGGAUGUGGAAAUACAACUGAGUGUAGGAGAGGCAUUGGUGUGUUGUGUGCUGGGUCCUGCAUCUCCUCUCAGACAUGACCUGUGGACAGGAGUGAGGGCAGCAGCAGUGACUGGCUAUGACCCUGAGCCUAUCAAGGAUGUGGAAAUACAACUGAGUGUACGAGAGGCAUUGGUGUGUUGUGUGCUGGGUCCUGCAUCUCCUCUCAGACAUGACCUGUGGACAGGAGUGAGGGCAGCAGCAGUGACUGGCUAUGACCCUGAGCCUAUCAAGGAUGUGGAGAUACAACUGAGUGUAGGAGAGGCACUGGUGUGUUGUGUGCUGGGUCCUGCAUCUCCUCUCAGACAUGACCUGUGGACAGGAGUGAGGGCAGCAGCAGUGACUGGCUAUGACCUUGAGCCUAUCAAGGAUGUGGAGAUACAACUGAGUGUAGGAGAGGAACUGGUGUGUUGUGUGCUGGGUCCUGCAUCUCCUCUCAGACAUGACCUGUGGACAGGAGUGAGAGCAGCAGCAGUGACUGGCUAUGACCCUGAGCCUAUCAAGGAUGUGGAGAUACAACUGAGUGUAGGAGAGGCAUUGGUGUGUUGUGUGCUGGGUCCUGCAUCUCCUCUCAGACAUGACCUGUGGACAGGAGUGAGGGCAGCAGCAGUGACUGGCUAUGACCCUGAGCCUAUCAAGGAUGUGGAGAUACAACUGAGUGUAGGAGAGGAGCUGGUGUGUUGUGUGCUGGGUCCUGCAUCUCCUCUCAGACAUGACCUGUGGACAGGAGUGAGGGCAGCAGCAGUGACUGGCUAUGACCUUGAGCCUAUCAAGGAUGUGGAGAUACAACUGAGUGUAGGAGAGGCAUUGGUGUGUUGUGUGCUGGGUCCUGCAUCUCCUCUCAGACAUGACCUGUGGACAGGAGUGAGGGCAGCAGCAGUGACUGGCUAUGACCCUGAGCCUAUCAAGGAUGUGGAAAUACAACUGAGUGUAGGAGAGGCAUUGGUGUGUUGUGUGCUGGGUCCUGCAUCUCCUCUCAGACAUGACCUGUGGACAGGAGUGAGGGCAGCAGCAGUGACUGGCUAUGACCCUGAGCCUGUGUGUGCUGCUGUGCUGCAAAAGCUACUGACGGACAUCCUACCCAUCCCACACCCUCACGCCAGGCAGUCCUGCUGUAUGUGGCUGUUGGCAAUGCUGAAACAUUGUGGUAACCUACAAGCAACAAAACAGCGUUUGAUGGCUUUGCAAUCUGGUUUUAUGGACCUUCUCUCUGAAAACAAUGACAUAGUGCAGGAUGUAGCAUCCAAGGGGCUGGCACUUGUAUACGAGAGUGGAGACGCCCAAUCACAAGCCUCGCUUGUCAACCUUCUCGUAGAUCAGCUGACUGUAGGGCGACGUACUGUGGCACAAGUCACCACAGACACUAAGCUUUUUGAGGAGGGGUCAUUGGGAAAAGCACCAACUGGAGGGAAUCUGUCAACAUAUAAGGAACUUUGCUCUCUGGCUUCAGACCUCAAUCAACCUGAUUUGAUCUACAAGUUUAUGCAUCUUGCCAAUCAUAAUGCAAUCUGGAAUUCAAAAAAGGGGGCUGCGUUUGGUUUCUCAUCCAUCGCCAAGGCAGCCGGAGAGCAGCUAACGGCCCAUCUCCCAAAGAUCAUCCCUCGACUGUACAGGUACCAGUUUGACCCGACACCCAAGAUCCAGCAGAGCAUGGCCUCCAUCUGGCAAGCGCUGGUGCCUGAGACCAACAAAACGGUUGAACUCUACCACAAAGAGAUAUUUGAAGAUUUAAUCAACAACCUAACGACUAACCAGUGGAGAGUGAGAAUGUCUUGCUGUUUAGCUCUGUCAGAUUUCCUUCGAGCUGGUGGAAGCAAAGUUUUUCAGGAUUGUGUGGACAUGAUGCCCAAGUUGUGGAGUCAGUUGUUCAGAGUGAUGGAUGACGUACAUGAAGGGACCAGACAAGCUGCCACCUCCACCAUGCGAGUCUUUUCAAAGCUGAGUGUCCAAUGGUGUGACCCGGACAAGGGCAAGACAGGGGAAGCUAUGGUGAAGACCAUCCUGCCUACUAUACUGGAAACAGGCAUCACUCACCAGGUGGCUGAAAUACGAGCUGUCAGUGUACAGACAGUCUCCCAGUUGGUGAAGAGCGGAGGUCCUCUGCUGCGGCCCCACCUGCCCCGCCUCAUCCCCGCACUGCUAGAGGCUGCGGGGGAGCUGGAGCCAUUGUCACUCAACUACCUGAGUGUAAGACUAGCCGGGGACCAGCGCAGUCAAGACAUUGUAGACACCAUGAGAGCAUCUGCUGCCAAGAGUCAUCACACCACUGAGACUGUGUCCAAGUGUAUCCAGUACAUUGAGCCUGAGACCUGCGCCGCCAUGUUGCCUCGUCUACAGGAGCUGCUGUGUGGCUCGAUAGGUCUCGGCACUCGUGUGGCUACAGCUCACUUCGUGGUCCUGCUCUCCCAUCAUCUCACCAUUGAGCAGUUUCAGCCUUACGUCGGUAAACUACUGUCCUCCUUGUUCUCUGGGUUGACGGAUCGUAAUUCAACCAUCAGACGAACCUACGCCAACGCCAUUGGACAGCUAGUGCGGUCAGCCAAGUCAUCCAGUGUUGACAGACUGCUGGAGAAACUCAAGACCAACUAUCUUGAGAAAGAAGAUGAAUCGAUGCGAACAGCUGUUGGACUAACUUUACAAGCCAUGGCCAAGCACAACCAAGACGCCAUCAAAGCUAGGGCCGAUCUGGUUAUACCCUUGGUAUUUUUUGCCAUGCACACAUCUAAAAACAAGGAAGACCCAGUGAGUGUGACCAGCUGGGACCUGUGGCAGGAUGUGUGGCAUGAGGUCAGUCCAGGUAUGGAGGCAGCUCUCACCAGACAUCUGGACCUGGUACUGGUGCUGCUGUCAUCUGUCAUGAAGUCACCGUCAUGGCAUGUAAAGGCUCAGGCUGCAAGGUCUAUAGAGACAGUGGCCAGCAAGGUGGGAGCUACACUGGAGACAGACAAGAGAGAUCAGCUGGUAGAGAUGUUGGUGUCUGGACUGGCAGGACGCACCUGGGACGGCAAGGAACAACUGCUGACAGCGCUCAGCUCUCUCUGCAAACACUCCAAGAACCUGAAGGAUUCUCCAAGCGCAGUAACCAUUGUUGAUGCUCUACUAAGGGAGUGUGGUAAAGAGAAGAUAUCCUACAAGUCCUGUGCUUUGACAGCGCUAGGAGAGGCUCUGGAAGCCUUGGAAGUGGACCGGUUCCCUCAAGUUUACACUAUUGUUCAAGACAUUCUCACUAAGGAGUUGGACAAUGAAGAAAAUGAAAAGCAAGAGGAAGCCAGUAAAAAAAGAGAAGAACUGCUUGUAUUGCGUGAAUCUGCUUUUAUAACAUUAGGAAAAGCUUGGCCAAAAAAUCAAAAAACACAAGCUGAGUUCCGAGAGCCAGUGGUGUCUCAGUGCGUCUCCUGCUUAGAGAACAACACUCGUUCAGUUCAAGUCAAGAUCAUGGCGGCCAUGUAUAGCUUCUGUGAGAAACUCGUCUUCUGGGACCUGGUGACCCCCUCUAGCCAAGACAAGCAGGCUCUGCACUCUAUUGUAGAGAAGAUUGCGCCUGCUUUGAAAUACGCUCUUGGUAUUUCAAAACAUACACAACUAAGAAAAGAAGCUCUCAAUGUUCUCUUCUUGCUUGCCAAAAACUGCAAAAAACUGAACGAGACAUCAGAGCUUAUGAUUUUAGAAGCAGUAUUCAAUGAACCACUGGAAGAAUUAAACAAAGACAGCAGCCCCGAGAUAAAAUCACGUGUGGUUGACAUGAAGGAUUUUUUUAGUGGUGUGAAGAAAGACUGAAUAGUUUUUGUUUUAUGUACAUAAAAUAUUGUACUUUUGAGACAUUUAUUUAAACUUUGUAUUUUUAGAUCUUUAUUGAUUUGUACAUUAACAAGUAAAUAAAGUAAUUUAUUCA
Macrosteles quadrilineatus (aster leafhopper) is the source of this 6802-nucleotide messenger RNA. RefSeq names its product proteasome adapter and scaffold protein ECM29. The transcript is spliced from 45 exons. Gene Ontology annotation, cellular component: nucleus; cytoplasm. The coding region runs from base 88 to 6687 and encodes 2199 amino acids. Gene Ontology annotation, molecular function: molecular adaptor activity. Lineage: Eukaryota; Metazoa; Arthropoda; Insecta; Hemiptera; Cicadellidae. Gene Ontology annotation, biological process: proteasome assembly. The record is from RefSeq and is a predicted model, not a curated record.